This is a messenger RNA of Aspergillus mulundensis, 2418 nucleotides long. Its product is annotated as putative phosphoketolase. Gene Ontology annotation, biological process: carbohydrate metabolic process. The record is from RefSeq and is a predicted model, not a curated record. NCBI's taxonomy places the organism in Eukaryota, Fungi, Ascomycota, Eurotiomycetes, Eurotiales, Aspergillaceae. Gene Ontology annotation, molecular function: aldehyde-lyase activity. Bases 1 to 2418 code for a protein of 805 amino acids. The transcript is spliced from 7 exons.
AUGCCCGGAGAGAUAAUUGACCGACCGAAUCCGGCGCCGAAGCCAUCGCAUGUCCCCGAUCUCGUGGAACAACUCCUUGUGCCCGCGCAGAAGAAGAGUCUGGAUCAGAGCGAUUGCGAUGCAUUGCUCAAGUACCGCCGCGCGGCGGCGUACAUUGCUGCUGCUAUGAUCUUUCUCCAAGACAAUGUGUUGCUGAAGCGGAGUCUCAAAAAAGAUGAUAUCAAGCCGCGGCUUCUUGGACACUGGGGAACAUGUCCCGGGUUAAUCCUCGUCUACUCGCACCUAAACUACCUCAUCAAGAAACAGAACCUCGACAUGCUGUACGUUGUUGGGCCAGGACACGGAGCGCCGGCGCUGCUUGCGGCGCUGUGGCUCGAAGGCUCGCUUGGGAAGUUUUACCCUGAGUACAGCAAGGACAAGGAGGGAUUGCAAAACCUCAUUUCGACGUUUAGUACCAGCGCCGGGUUGCCUAGCCAUAUUAAUGCCGAAACUCCCGGUGCUAUUCAUGAAGGAGGAGAGCUGGGUUAUGCGCUGUCCGUGUCGUUCGGCGCGGUCUUUGAUAACCCUGAUUUGAUCGUGACCUGUGUGAUUGGAGAUGGAGAGGCAGAGACUGGUCCUACAGCCACAUCAUGGCACGCAAUCAAAUACCUCGACCCCGCGGAGUCAGGAGCGGUUCUUCCGAUCCUCCAUGUAAACGGCUUCAAGAUCAGUGAGCGCACAAUAUUUGGAUGCAUGGAUAACAGGGAGCUCGUGUGCCUGUUCACGGGUUACGGGUACCAGGUUCGCAUUGUUGAGGAUCUGGACAACAUCGACAACGACCUUCAUAGCGCAAUGUCGUGGGCAGUUGAGGAGAUUCGGAAGAUCCAAAAGGCUGCGCGUUCGGGCAAGCCUAUCAUGAAGCCUCGGUGGCCUAUGAUCGUCAUGCGAACGCCCAAGGGUUGGUCAGGGCCGAAAGAGCUGCACGGUCAGUUCAUCGAGGGAUCGUUCCAUUCUCACCAGGUUCCUCUUCCCGCUGCGAAGAAAGAUGACGAGGAGCUCCAGGCUCUGCAGAAGUGGCUUUCCUCAUACAAACCUGAGGAGCUCUUCACAGAGUCCGGCGAUGUCAUUGACGAGAUCAAGUCCAUCAUUCCUUCGGAUGAAAAGAAACUCGGGACGCGGCCGGAGGCCUACAAGGCUUAUAUUGCGCCCGACCUUCCGGACUGGAAGGAGUUUUGCGUGAAGAAGGGGGAUCAGUUCAGCGCUAUGAAGGCCAUUGGCGGCUUCAUUGACCAGGUUUUCGUUAAGAAUCCGCAUAAUGUUCGGUUGUUCUCGCCUGACGAGCUCGAGAGUAACAAGUUGAGCGAUGCCCUGUCACAUACCGGAAGGAACUUCCAAUGGGACGAAUUCUCGAAUGCGAAGGGAGGCCGUGUGAUUGAAGUUCUGAGCGAGCACAUGUGUCAGGGCUUCAUGCAAGGGUACACACUGACCGGUCGUACGGCCAUGUUCCCUUCGUAUGAGAGUUUCCUUGGUAUUAUCCAUACCAUGAUGGUCCAGUAUGCCAAGUUCACAAAGAUGGCCAAGGAAACGACAUGGCACCGUGACGUGAGCAGCCUCAACUACAUCGAGACCAGCACCUGGGCCCGACAGGAGCACAACGGUUUCUCCCACCAGAACCCGUCCUUCAUCGGCGCAGUUCUUAACCUGAAGCCGGACGCCGCCCGCGUUUACCUACCUCCCGAUGCCAACACGUUCCUCACCACCGUGCACCACUGUCUGAAAUCAAAGAACUACAUCAACCUCAUGGUCGGCUCAAAGCAGCCCACUCCGGUGUAUCUCAGCCCAGAAGAGGCAGAAAACCACUGCCGAGCCGGCGCCUCAAUCUUCAAGUUCUGCAGUACCGAGGAGGGAAUCCGGCCGGACGUCGUCCUGGUCGGGAUCGGUGUCGAGGUCAUGUUUGAGGUCAUCAAGGCUGCUGCCAUUCUGCGAGAGCGAUGCCCUGAGCUUCGCGUUCGCGUCGUCAACGUGACGGAUCUGUUCAUCCUUGAGAACGAGGGUGCUCACCCCCACGCCUUGGAGAACGAGGCAUUCGACAACCUCUUCACUGAGGACCACCCCAUCCACUUCAACUACCACGGCUAUGCCAACGAACUUCAGGGCUUGCUCUUCGGCCGUCCUAAGCUCGACCGGGCUACCAUCAAGGGGUACAAAGAAGAGGGAAGCACCACGACGCCAUUCGACAUGAUGCUUGUCAACGAGGUGUCUCGAUACCAUGUUGCCAAGUCAGCUGUCAUUGGAGGAGCGAGGUGGAACGAGAAGGUCAAGGUGCGGCAGCAGGAGCUUUGCUCUGAAUUUGAUCACAACAUCCGUGAGACGCGGAAGUAUAUUGUGGAGAAUCAUCAAGACCCUGAAGGCACGUACGAUAUGCCCUCGUUCGACUAG